Sorghum bicolor (sorghum) is the source of this 1853-nucleotide messenger RNA. Its product is annotated as sugar transport protein 5. Gene Ontology annotation, cellular component: membrane. The record is from RefSeq and is a predicted model, not a curated record. NCBI's taxonomy places the organism in Eukaryota, Viridiplantae, Streptophyta, Magnoliopsida, Poales, Poaceae. Gene Ontology annotation, biological process: monosaccharide transmembrane transport. Bases 92 to 1633 code for a protein of 513 amino acids. The transcript is spliced from 2 exons. Gene Ontology annotation, molecular function: monosaccharide transmembrane transporter activity.
GCAUAUCGCUGCCUAGCUGUUCCGUGACGAGUGGUAGCUAGCUACUGUAGUAGGUAAGCGAGCGAGCACUCCGAGCAGCGACUAAGCAAGAAUGGCCGGGGGCGCGUUCGCCGUGGCCGAUGGCGGCGCGUGCGUGGACUACGGCGGGCGGGUGACGUUCUCCGUGGUGGUGACCUGCCUCAUGGCGGCCUCCGGCGGCCUCAUCUUCGGCUACGACAUCGGCAUCUCGGGGGGCGUGACGGCGAUGGAGUCGUUCCUGUCGCGCUUCUUCCCCGGGGUGCUGCGCCGGAUGGCCGCGGCGCGCCGCGACGAGUACUGCGUCUACGACAGCCACGUCCUCACGGCGUUCACCUCGUCGCUGUACCUCGCCGGGCUGGCCGCCUCGCUCGUCGCCAGCCGCGUCACCAGGGCCAUCGGCAGGCAGGCCGUCAUGCUCGCGGGUGGGGCGCUCUUCUUCGCCGGCGCCGCCGUCAACGCCGCCGCGGUCAACGUCGCCAUGCUCAUCGUCGGACGUAUGCUGCUCGGCUUCGGCAUCGGCUUUACCAACCAGGCGGCGCCGGUGUACCUGGCGGAGACGGCGCCGCCCAAGUGGCGGGGCGCCUUCACGACGGGGUUCCAGCUCUUCCUCAGCAUCGGCAACCUGGCGGCGAACCUGGUGAACUACGGCACCUCGCGGAUCCCGACGUGGGGGUGGCGCCUCUCGCUGGGGCUAGCGGCGGCGCCCGCCGCCGUCAUCGUGGCCGGCGCGCUGCUCAUCCUGGACACCCCCAGCAGCCUCCUGGUGCGCGGGCGGCCCCUGGAGGAGGCCCGCGCCGCGCUCCGUCGCGUCAGGGGCGGCAAGGCGGACGUGGACGCGGAGCUGGAGGACGUGGCCCGCGCCGUGGACGCCGCGCGGGGCCACGAGGAGGGCGCGUUCCGGCGGAUCCUCGCGCGGGAGCACCGGCACCACCUGGCGAUGGCCGUGGCGGUGCCGCUGUUCCAGCAGCUCACGGGGGUCAUCGUCAUCGCCUUCUUCUCGCCGGUGCUGUUCCAGACGGCCGGGUUCGGCAGCGACGCCGCGCUCAUGGGCGCCGUCAUCCUCGGCGCCGUCAACCUGGGCUCCACGCUCCUGUCCACCGUCACCGUCGACCGGUACGGCCGCCGGCCGCUGCUCCUCACGGGCGGGUUCGUCAUGAUCAUCUGCCAGGUCGCCGUCGCGUGGAUCAUGGGGUCACAGAUCGGGGGCAACGGCGAGUCCGCCAUGGCCAGGCCCUACUCACUGGCGGUGCUGGCGCUGACGUGCGUCUUCUCGGCGGCGUUCGGGUGGUCGUGGGGCCCGCUCGCCUGGGUGAUCCCCGGCGAGAUAUUCCCCGUGGAGAUCCGGUCGGCGGGGCAGGGCAUCAGCGUGGCCGUCAACCUGGGCGCCACGUUCCUGCUCACGCAGACGUUCCUCUCCAUGCUCUGCACGCUCAAGUACGCCACCUUCAUCUACUACGCCGCCUGGGUCGCCGUCAUGACCGCCUUCGUCGUCGCGUUCCUGCCGGAGACCAAGGGGGUGCCGCUCGAGGCAAUGGGCGCCAUCUGGGAGGGCCACUGGUACUGGAGACGGUUCGUGCAGCCGGCGGCGGCAAAGACGACCGCCGAGGACCCCUGAUGAGCAACUGAUGUGGGGAUUCUUGUGGACGUGACACGCUUGUGUUGUCUUCACUUUGUCUGUGUUCGUCACGUCAUAUGGGAAGAGUUGUGUCGUGUGUGUGGAUAUUCUUGUCCGUGGGUUUUCUAAUACGUCAUGCAAGAUUCAAUAAGAGGGUUAAGCAUUCGUUGUCAAUGAGGUUUUAUGAUCAUGUAGAACGUAAUAAUAGAUUACUCAGCAA